This is a messenger RNA of Felis catus (domestic cat), 1054 nucleotides long. It is a transcript of the gene TIMM21, whose product is annotated as translocase of inner mitochondrial membrane 21. Gene Ontology annotation, biological process: protein import into mitochondrial matrix. The record is from RefSeq and is a predicted model, not a curated record. The transcript has 6 exons. Gene Ontology annotation, cellular component: TIM23 mitochondrial import inner membrane translocase complex. Lineage: Eukaryota; Metazoa; Chordata; Mammalia; Carnivora; Felidae. The coding region runs from base 1 to 735 and encodes 244 amino acids.
AUGAUUUGUACAUUUUUACGAGCUGUACAGUGUGCGGAGAAGCUGCGCAGGUCCUCCGGGAAGCGGCUGUUUCUGCCACACUUAGUGCUUAACAAAGCUUGCUUGAAGACUGCGCCCACUUUGAGCUGGGGUCUGCGAGAGCCAAAGAAAACGGUGCGCCCUAAAUGUGCCCCUGACGUCACCCAGAAAACCAUCUGGACGCAGGGGCAGAGCCCCCCGAGAGCGAAAGAGGACAGCAGCAAGCAGGUGUCUGUGCACAGAGAGACCGGGGAGACCAUCGUCUCAACGUCACAGAAAGUGAAGGAAGCUGGGAGAGAUUUUACCUACCUGGUGGUGGUUCUUAUUGGAAUCGGCAUCACAGGUGGCCUGUUUUACACGAUUUUCAGAGAACUGUUUUCUUCGUCCAGUCCUAAUAAGAUCUAUGGGAAAGCCUUAGAAAAAUGCAGAUCACAUCCAGAGGUGAUCAGUGUCUUUGGUGAGCCGGUGAAGGGCUACGGGGAGGCGACCCGCCGCGGGCGAAGGCAGCACGUCAGUUUCAUUGAGUACGUCAAGGAUGGGCUGAAACACAUGCGUGUGAAGUUCUACAUCCAGGGCUCCGAGCCUGGGAAGCAAGGAACAGUGCAUCUCGAAGUGAAAGAGAACCCAGAAAGUGGCGAAUAUGAAUUUCGAUACAUAUUUGUUGAACUUGAGUCCUUCCCUGGAAGAACUAUUGUCAUCGAAGACAAUCGAUCCUGAGGCGAUCGCGGGACUCAGGCACGCGCGGCUUCUGGGGGGGAUAUGUGGAACCCCGCACACCCGCAGGCUGGUCUCCCCACUCUCCUCCCGAGUCUGCAGAGUAAGACAGGAAAGAACACAUGGCUCAUAAAAGUGAGUGUAAGGGUAGUAAUUGCAUUUAGACGCACUGAAGUGGCGAUUUUCCUGUAGACGGCAAAAUCAUGAAAUGGAAUGUAUUUUACGUUCUCUCUGAAUCGAUCGUGGACAGUGUUUCUGCUCUAGUGAACAUCAUCUUUCACGAUAAGAGAUUUUUGUUAUUAAACGCUUUAUACCAUGUAAA